AUGAAAGAUGAGGUAGGUCCCAACAGGAUGAACGAGAACCCAAACCAGACGUACGUGUCGUCUCAAUCUCCGCGUUAUGUAUAUGAAGUCUGCCCUUUUGAAGACCAAUCGCCAUCUCCCAAUGAAAGAUUCCGGAACUCUUGGGAAAAUAUGCUCAAGCUCGAGCAGAACAACAUAUGUGGUUUAUUCGAGUCACUAGAUACAGAAAAAUUUCGCCAAGAAACAUGGACCAGGAAAAACUCCAAGAAGAAAAAAAUAGGCUCAGGAAUAACAAGGAUCCUCGAAAAUGGACGAGUCUUUGAAAAAUGUGCAGUGAAUUACUCCUGUGUGUAUGGAACCAUUGACAGAGAGACUGCCAAGCAAAUGUGCGUCAAUCAGUACAAUAAAGAGUACAUAAAUAGUAAGGAAAUUUGCUACUCGGAAGAUCUUAACCCUAUUAUUUCUCGUAUCAUAAACAACGGAGGGUUAAAGGUAGUUCGAGAGAAAUACAAGUACUAUGCUUCUGGGUUAUCUAUCAUAUCGCAUCCCGUAAACCCUAAUGCACCUUCCAUCCAUAUGAACUUUCGCUUUUUCCAAGUAUUCAUGAAAACGGGGCGUAAAAAAAAGAAAAGCAUCCCAACUGCGAAUAGUACGAACACGGCAUAUAGCAACGCCAGCCUUGUAGGAAGCGUUAGCGCAAACGCAUAUGCCGCUACCAAUAAAGGAUGCCAAAAUGGGCAUCUCACCAAUGUGAAUGCAGGUGUUAGCAGCACGAGCACUGCAAAGAGUCAUAUAGAUAAUAACUACCGAAGUUUGAAACAUUGGUUUGGGGGAGGAUGUGAUUUGAGUCCAAAUUAUAUUUUCCCAGAAUUAUUCAUCCAUUUUCAUCACUCAUUUAAGGUAGUCUGUGAUAAGUACAAUCACUUAUUUUACAAAUAUUUCAAAAAAUGGUGUGACUUGUAUUUUCGAAUUAGGCAUAGAAAUAUAAGUAGAGGGAUUGGAGGAAUAUUUUUCGACAAUUUAUUGGACAACACUAUAAGGACAAAGUCAAAAGGGAAAGGGAAAAAUGGAAAAGCCAGAGAAUUGCAAAAUAUGAGUACCAACCUUAGCAACAGAAACGGAAGUAAUUUAAACGCUACCUAUAAUAACACCAAUACGAAUAAAAAAAAUCCCUCCAAUGAGAACUCAUGUAAAUGUCAUAGCUGCAACCCUAUCAUGGAUAACAGCUACAGAAUGAUUUUUUUAUUUGUCCAAGAAUGCAUCAUUAAUUUUCGUAAAUCCUACCUCUACAUUCUCGCACAAACAAUUCAUUGUAAGUAUGACGAUAAUAUGGUUAAUUGGCAGAGGGUCUGCCGGGGCAGGUAUGUAGAAUUUAAUUUAAUAUAUGACCGAGGGACUAAGUUUGGACUCGAAUUGAAUACUUACAAAACUUACAGGAGAAGAAAAGCAUCGGAGAAGAUUGAAAGUUAUGCCUCCACCUUUUUGAAGGAUGAAAUAUUUUCCGACCAGAAUUCUGAGUACUUAUCAGAUGAGCAUGAAAAGAUCGACAACGUUUUUGCUUCCCUCCCCCUGAAGUGCGAAUUUUUUUACAAGUACAAAAUUGUGAAGUUUUCGCGCGAGUAUGAGACGCUCCAGGUGUUGAAGCAUCCGAAGAGGUGGAUCAACUACUAG
Plasmodium cynomolgi strain B is the source of this 1650-nucleotide messenger RNA. Its product is annotated as coproporphyrinogen III oxidase. The transcript is spliced from 2 exons. Gene Ontology annotation, cellular component: cytoplasm. Lineage: Eukaryota; Apicomplexa; Aconoidasida; Haemosporida; Plasmodiidae. Gene Ontology annotation, molecular function: coproporphyrinogen oxidase activity. The record is from RefSeq and is a predicted model, not a curated record. The coding region runs from base 1 to 1650 and encodes 549 amino acids.